CCACCCUUUCUGUCCCUCCACCCGAGCCGUAGCGGCGCUUGCGGGGGCGGGGUUAAGGCCCGGAUGAGGAAGUGCGCUCUCACUUCCGGUGUCUGCGAAGAGUUUGUGGCUGUUGGAGCGCUUUGAGCCCCGGGCCGGAACCAUGCCUCGCAAAAUUGAGGAGAUUAAAGACUUUCUGCUGACAGCUAGGAGGAAGGAUGCAAAGUCGGUCAAGAUCAAGAAGAACAAGGACAACGUGAAGUUCAAGGUGCGCUGCAGCCGGUACCUGUACACCCUGGUCAUCACGGACAAGGAGAAGGCAGAGAAGCUGAAGCAGUCCCUGCCCCCAGGUUUGGCCGUGAAGGAGCUGAAAUGAGCCAUUUAACUGUAGGUUUCUCCAUGUUUGUUACAAUAAAAACCUGAACCGCU
Phalacrocorax carbo (great cormorant) is the source of this 408-nucleotide messenger RNA. NCBI's taxonomy places the organism in Eukaryota, Metazoa, Chordata, Aves, Suliformes, Phalacrocoracidae. The record is from RefSeq and is a predicted model, not a curated record.